Messenger RNA from Melopsittacus undulatus (budgerigar), 1005 nucleotides. It is a transcript of the gene GPR12, whose product is annotated as G protein-coupled receptor 12. Gene Ontology annotation, cellular component: cytoplasm; plasma membrane. Lineage: Eukaryota; Metazoa; Chordata; Aves; Psittaciformes; Psittaculidae. Gene Ontology annotation, molecular function: G protein-coupled receptor activity. The record is from RefSeq and is a predicted model, not a curated record. The transcript has a single exon. Gene Ontology annotation, biological process: adenylate cyclase-activating G protein-coupled receptor signaling pathway; regulation of metabolic process. The coding region runs from base 1 to 1005 and encodes 334 amino acids.
AUGAAUGAAGAUCUGAAGGUUAAUUUGAGCUGGCUGCCUCAGGAUCAUGUAGAAGCCAGCUCUACCGAGAAUGCCUCAGCCACAGGCUCCUCCCUGGUUCCUGUCGUAGACCCAGAGCCAGAGCUUUUGGUAAACCCCUGGGACAUUGUCUUGUGUACUUCAGGGACCCUUAUCUCCUGCGAAAAUGCCGUUGUGGUUCUUAUAAUUUUCCAUAACCCCAGUCUUCGUGCCCCCAUGUUCCUCCUCAUAGGCAGCCUGGCGCUGGCAGAUCUCUUAGCAGGCAUUGGACUGAUCAUCAAUUUCGUUUUUGCAUACCUUCUGCAAUCAGAAGCUACGAAACUGGUUACGAUUGGACUGAUUGUUGCCUCUUUCUCAGCAUCUGUCGGCAGCUUGCUGGCUAUUACUGUUGACCGUUAUCUCUCACUGUAUUACGCUUUGACUUACAAUUCAGAGAGGACUGUCACUUUUACCUAUGUCAUGCUUAUAUUGCUCUGGGGAGCAUCUAUCUGUGUUGGACUGCUGCCUGUAAUGGGCUGGAACUGCCUCAGAGAUGAAUCCACCUGCAGUGUUAUCAGACCACUCACUAAAAAUAAUGCAGCUGUUCUUUCGGUCUCUUUCUUGCUUAUGUUUGCCCUCAUGCUGCAGCUCUACAUUCAGAUCUGUAAAAUCGUGAUGCGCCAUGCCCAUCAGAUUGCCUUGCAACACCAUUUCCUGGCCACUUCCCACUAUGUGACCACCCGAAAAGGAGUGUCUACUUUGGCCAUUAUUUUGGGGACUUUUGCCGCUUGCUGGAUGCCUUUUACGCUCUAUUCUUUAAUAGCUGAUUACACCUACCCUUCUAUAUACACCUAUGCCACCCUACUGCCAGCUACCUACAAUUCCAUCAUCAAUCCUGUAAUAUAUGCUUUUAGAAACCAGGAGAUACAGAAAGCACUUUGGCUCAUCUGUUGUGGCUGUAUUCCUUCUAACCUGUCUCAGAGAGCAAGAUCACCCAGUGAUGUCUGA